AUGGAAUGUAUCAAAGCAUACAAGCAUAUACACUGUGGUUGCUUUCAACUUCCAUAUCUUUUUUCCUCUCCUUUCUUGCUUGUUUGCUUUACACUCUGCCAUGUUUCUCAAUCAAGCAGAAUUUCUUUUCUCUCCUCUUUCAUUUUUUCUAUGAUAUUCAACUCAUUGAUUUUUUUACAUAUUUUGUCUCACUUUUCCUCUUUCUCUCCUUUUUUCCUCUUGAAUUCAUUUUCUUCUUUUCUCCCCCUUUCGCCUCAUUCAUUUUCUUCUCUCUCCCCUCUCCCCUCAUAUUCCUUUAUUUCUCUCUUCCUUUUCCCCACUUUUAUUUAUUUUCUUCUCAUAUUCCUUUUCUUCUCUCUCCCCUUCCCCUUACAUUCCUUUUCUUUUCUCUCCCCUUUCCCUCACAUUCCUUUUCUUCUCUCUCCUCUUUCCCUCACAUUCCUUUUCUUCUCUCUCCCCUUUCCCUCACAUUCCUUUUCUUCUCUCUCCCCUUCCCAUCACAUUCCUUUUCUUCUCUCUCCCCUUCCCCUCAUAUUCCUUUUCUUCUCUCUCUCCUUCCCCUCAUAUUCCUUUUCUUCUCACUCCCCUUUCCCUCAUAUUAAUUUUCUUCUUUCUCUUUCCUUUUCCCUAAUAUUCCUUUUCUUCUCCCCUUUCUCUUUUCCCUCAUAUUCCUUUUUUCCUCCCUCCUUUUCCCUAAUAUUCUUUUUCUUCUUUCUCUCCCCUUUUCUAUCAUAUCUAUUUACUUCUUUCUCUCCCCCUUUUCCUCAUUCAUUUUCUUCUUUCUCUCACCUUUUCCCUCAUAUUCCUUUUCUUCUCUCUUUGCCCUUUUCCCUUAUAUUCAUUUUUUCCUCCCUCCUUUUCUCUAAUUGUCCUUUUCUUCUUUCUCUUCCCUUUUUUCUCAUAUCCCAUUCCUCCUUCCUAUACUCUUUUCUUUCUUUCUCUUAUUUCACUGUUAUUUUAUCUUCUUUUUCCCCCUAUCUUCUCCCUUCCAUCUUGCUUUCUCGUAAGUUUCCCUCAGAUAAAUUUAUAAUAGCAACACACAAUCCAGAUUAG
Messenger RNA from Acanthosepion pharaonis, 1053 nucleotides. NCBI's taxonomy places the organism in Eukaryota, Metazoa, Mollusca, Cephalopoda, Sepiida, Sepiidae. The record is from the annotation of a GenBank genome assembly.